Messenger RNA from Solanum tuberosum (potato), 654 nucleotides. RefSeq names its product acanthoscurrin-2-like. Lineage: Eukaryota; Viridiplantae; Streptophyta; Magnoliopsida; Solanales; Solanaceae. The transcript has a single exon. The record is from RefSeq and is a predicted model, not a curated record. The coding region runs from base 82 to 489 and encodes 135 amino acids.
UAGUCUGUUUUUAUUUGUUUGUUUUUGUGUGCAAGGAGAUAGAAAAAAUAGAGAGAAACAUAAGUUUUUGGAGUAAACAAAAUGGCAAAUUGGUCCAUAAUAUUCAUGUUUGCACUAGUACUAGUCCAUGCCACAGCAAGAAAUAUUCCUGAGGUUCAAAAUGUAAACACUAAGACUUUAAGUACUAAUUCUCCAACACCAAGCAAAAUUGGAGGACUUAAUGACAAGAAAAAUUUUAUAACAUAUGGUGGCAUAGGGGGUUGUUCCGGAAUUGGUGGAGUAGGUGGGGUUUUGCCAAUACUUGGCGGUGCCGUAGGCGGCGUUGGUGGUGCCGCCGGUGGUGUUGGUGGAGUCGGUGGCGGUCUUGGUGGUGCCGGGUUUAAAGGGAUUGGCGGUGGCAUUGGCGGUGCCGGAGGUGUUGGUGGUGGUGGACUAGGUGUUGGUGGUGGAAUUGGUGGUUAUAAAGGUGUGGGAGUUAUUAUUCCUUGAAGUGUUUUACUAUAUAGUGUUGGUUAAUAUUUUAUUUUGUUAUUGCAUGCAUGUUCUCCUAGUUCUUGUGUUGUUUCAAGUGUCUAGUAUUUAAAUUUUAUGUUUUUAAUUAAAAGUGUUAGUAUUACUAUUAUUUCCUAGAUCAUUGUGUUAUCUAGUAUUUUG